AUGCCCGGGUUUGCAGCCCUGCAUUUAAAGCAUGCUCUUCAAAUCCAUAUUCCUGUUAGACAAUUACUCCAUCCCUCUCUCAAUUCUCGCCCAAGCCAAUUCAAUCUCCACGUUCUCGCAACCAAAUAUGGUCGUACCCCACCGUCGCAAACCCUUUCCCAUGCGUCGCAUACAUCAAAAAUUCAGCAUAAGACGCCCUCCCUGAAAUUUAGUGAGCGGAGAGACAAUAUUUCAACUCUACCUACUGUCGAUCGAGCUGCGCAGAUGGCUGCACUAGCAAAACCAUCUUUGGCUGCUCAGGACCCAUCAAUUGAUUCCAUUGAACCAACCAUGUCCAGCCCAUUGCCCCCAAAUGCGCCAAUUCAUACUGAAAUCCCUGUUUCCAAACCGAAAUGCCUAUUAACAGAUACCCGCAAGAACUCUACCGCUGGAAUCUUUGAUCCAGAGGUCAAUGUUGACGUCCUCGCUGACAAAGAGGAGGUCAAAAAAGCGCUAUCGCGGCCUCCUCCAAUAAAUAGCGGCUAUCUACCACUACCAUGGAAAGGCCGAUUGGGAUAUGCCUGCUUAAACACCUAUCUGCGCACCUCUAAUCCCCCCAUAUUCUGCGCACGCACCUGUCGCAUCUCCUCAAUUCUCGAAAACCGCCACCCUCUCCAGGAUGCCUCGCAGCCUCCCCACCGGACGAAAAACAGGCCUGACCUGACCCAGCCGCCCGAUGUGGAGCGCGGAAUAGCAUACGUACAAGCCCUUGGUCUCGCGAAUGCGCGGGAUAUUGUAAAGAUUCUACAUUGGAAUGAGCGCUACGGCAUAAAAUUCAUGCGCCUUUCGAGUGAGAUGUUUCCGUUCGCGAGCCAUGCGGAGCAUGGAUAUAGCCUGGAACCGUUUGCGGCGGAUGUGUUGGCGGAAGUUGGGAGGGUUGCAGCAGAGUUCAAGCACCGGUUGACUGUUCAUCCAGGACAGUAUACGCAAUUAGCUUCACCGCGCUCGAGUGUGAUAGAGAACUCUGUCCGGGAUCUCGAAUACCAUGCUGAGAUGUUGCGAUUACUGAAAUUACCACCACAACAGGAUCGCGAUGCCGUCAUGAUUUUACACAUGGGCGGCGUCUUUGGCGAUAAGCAGGCUACGCUUGAUCGUUUUCGGCAAAACUAUAAGACGCUAUCAACAGAUAUUAAGAACCGCCUUGUUCUGGAAAACGACGAUGUGAGCUGGACCGUCCAUGACCUACUACCUAUCUGCGAGGAGUUGAAUAUUCCCCUCGUGCUCGAUUAUCACCAUCACAAUAUCAAUUUUGACGCGGACAAGAUCCGGGAGGGAACGUUGGGUAUCAUGAGUCUCUACAGGUGCAUAUCGGCUACGUGGUCCAGGAAAGGCAUCACACAGAAAAUGCAUUAUUCAGAACCGACUCCGGGGGCGCUUACGAAAGCGCAACGCCGCAAACAUAACUCCCGUGUGCAGAUGCUACCGCCUUGUGACCCUACCAUGGACUUGAUGAUUGAAGCUAAGGAUAAGGAGCAGGCUGUCUUUGAGCUUAUGAGAAUAUACAAGCUCCCGGGCUUUGAGAAGAUUAAUGAUAUCAUCCCUUUCACGCGAUCGGAUGAUAAUAAAGUUAAGCGCGGUGGCAAUGGGAAUGGGAAGAAGAAGGCGAUGCGGAAGAAGGCAUCUUCCACGCAGCAAAAAUCCAGUGUUGAAUUGGAUAAUGAAGAAGAAGAAGAAGAAGAAGAAGAAGAAGAAGAAGAAGAAGAAGAAGAAGAAGAAGAAGAUGAUGAUGAAAUAUUGACAACUAUCCCGGAGGAGGAGGUUGGCAUGGGCGGACCAGAAGGUCGCGUGUACUGGCCUCCCGGCAUGGAGCAGUGGUUAUAUCCAGAAAAAUGCACAACUUCUCUCGGGAUUGCAGAGGCAAUCGUGACGAAGAGCAGCGGAAGCCCCGUGCUAACUACGGCCUCUGCGCCACCACGGAAAAGAUGGAGAUCGGCUAAGGAUACUGAUACCCCAUAUGCGAAGGCUGCUGUGGAACAGCCAGCUGCGGCGAAUCGACGGAGGGCUAAGGAGACUAGUAUCAAAUCCUCUGGCGGUGAAGAGGGGACUGCCGCUCCUCUCUCUGCUGCGGAAACGCAGACUACUCGUUCGCUGAGGACGAGGAGGAAGAAGGUCGACUAA
Messenger RNA from Paracoccidioides lutzii Pb01, 2157 nucleotides. Its product is annotated as UV DNA damage endonuclease. The coding region runs from base 1 to 2157 and encodes 718 amino acids. Gene Ontology annotation, cellular component: mitochondrion; nucleus. The transcript is spliced from 3 exons. Gene Ontology annotation, biological process: nucleotide-excision repair; mitochondrial DNA repair; response to UV. The record is from RefSeq and is a predicted model, not a curated record. Gene Ontology annotation, molecular function: endonuclease activity.